AUGGAUUUAGCGAACACAACGGUCGAAUUGAAUUCAACACUGCAUAGUAACUUCCUAGUUCUAUCACGUGUCCGUCUCAUUGUCAAAUUUUAUCUCUGGCCAUUACUUGCUGUUUUCGGUUUAAUCGGUAAUAGCUUAUCAAUUCUUGUCCUAACUCGACGGCGAUUGAUACGAACUAGUACAAACAAUUAUUUGACUAUCCUCGCAGUGUUCGAUUCAUGUUAUUUGAUCUUUACAUUGAUUCUUAAUUUUGGCUCGCAUCCAAGUUUUACUGAAAGUGUCUUAGUGCAGAAUAUAUUAUAUAUUCUACGCCCUCUAGCCGACUUUAGUUCCAAUACAGCAACAUGGUUGAUUGUUUGUUUUACCCUGGAACGUACGUUAGCAGUUGCAAAGCCAAUUUAUGCGAAACGAACGUGUUCUGUGCGACGUUCACGUCAUUUAAUUUGUACAUUAUUGGUUAUUUGUUUUCUAAUUUCAACGCCAACUUAUUUCGAGGGAACAUUUACACGUGAGAUCAAUGAAUGCGAUGGUCUCAAUUCAACACAACGAACUCGAUCGAAGAAACAACAGGAAUUAUUCUUAACAAUUCAUCGUUUAUACCUCAUAUUUAUAUGUAUUGUUAUUAUUUGGAUUCCACUAGUUCUCCUCUGUGUUUGCAAUUCAAUUCUGAUCUGGUAUGUUCAUCGAUCACGCCGCUUUGACGUCGAUGCUCAGCCAAAGUCCGUCGAUGACACAUAUUCAAUGCCUACGUCACCAGUGAAAGCAAACUUCUGUCCCAGUAACUAUCAAUCAUGUUCACCCAACAUGCCAUUGAAAUCAUCUUACGCGGCUAAUUUACGUCGGCAUAGUCGGUCAUAUAUUCGAAAACGUAAAGUAACAAUAGUGUUAAUUUGCUGCUUAUUUGUUGCUUUACUACUAUGGACACCUCAAAGUUUAUCAUUAACCUACGAAACACUGAUUGAAAGUUACAGCGAUAUGUCACCAAAGCGACGAAUGGCUUUGUUAAUUUUUAAUAAUUUUGCUAAUUUAUUCCUGUGUAUCAAUGCGUCGAUUGACUUUAUACUUUAUUGCUUUUUAUCGGAAAAAUUCGCUCGAACAUGUCAACAGAUAAUCUGGAGAAAAUGUUCAACUCAAAAACUAAUCAAAACUCGGCAAGCGCGACUACGUGGUGCUGACCGAGGCUCGUUCAUUCUAUCGAAUACAUCGAAUAAUUCUCAUCAACAACAACAGCAGCUAGCAGCAGAUACAACCAAUAAUUAUUAUGCUCAAUUGUACAAUUUCUGUCGGCAAACGUCAAUUAAUCGGAAAAACAAAGUUUGGAAAAAGAAAAUGAUACAAUCAUUGACAACCACAACAAAUAGUAAAGACAACAAUCGUGUUUAUUACCGAACAGUUUUAUUAGAGAACAAAAAAAGCUCGUUAAAUGUUACACAGCAAUGUCAUCAAAAACGUAUGGUUAAUUUUCAAAAUUCGAUGGAUGUCUUCUCUAAUACCGACGAUGAUUAUGUCAAUAACGAAUUGAAUACAUCACUCAACACAUCGAUCAGUUCCAAUAAACAAUCGCAUUCCGACGUUGUUUAUAACUGA
Adineta ricciae is the source of this 1587-nucleotide messenger RNA. The record is from the annotation of a GenBank genome assembly. NCBI's taxonomy places the organism in Eukaryota, Metazoa, Rotifera, Eurotatoria, Adinetida, Adinetidae.